AUGACUAUAGAGUGGAACCCACCUGCUGCCACCAAAGAGCAGCUUAGUCAUGCCGAAUUGACAGUUUUAGACUUGUCCAAGUACGAUGAGGCCAAUGGGAAGUACGAAUUGGCCCAGGAACUCAAAACCGCCGUGUCCAAAGAUGGAUUUUGGUCAAUUAUUGGACAUGGGAUCUCGCCCGAAGAGGUGUCCCGUCAGUUCGCCCUAUCGAAGCAUUUCUUCGAUGAUUAUACGGUGGCAGAAAAGCUGGCACAAACAGUUGAUUUUGAAAAAGGUGAUUAUUUCGGGUACAAAUCAGCGGGCGUGAAAAGAGUGUUUGGAACACAGGUAAAAGAUACGACAGAAGUGUUCAACAUCCCCAAAUUCAACGGCCAAUACGAAAGCUACUACAAGCAAGACUUCAUCAAACAGCAUCGGAAAGAGCUAGACGAUUUCAGUAAAAAAAGCUAUGAAGUGGGCAAAAAGCUUUUGACGUUAUUCGCAAUUAUCUUGGAGAUUGAUGAAGAAUACUUUGUCAAUAAUCAUUUGUACAACGACCGCAGCGACGACCACUUGCGGUACAUGAAGUACAGCAUCAGAUCGGCCGAAGAUGACAAGCAGGUUGAAAACAUCUAUGCCCGAGCACAUACGGACUUUGGGUCAUUAACGCUUCUUUUUGAGCAAAGGGUAGAAGGACUUCAAAUUAAGUUGCUGGACGGGUCGUGGAAAUAUGUGAAGCCAGUCGAGAAUGGUAUUGUGUGCAACAUUGGUGAUGCCCUUACAUUCUGGUCGAAUGGCUACUUCAAACUGACAAUCCAUAGAGUUGUACGUCCUCCUGAAGACCAAGUUUCGCAGCCACGGUAUGGGCUUUUUUACUUUUUCAGACCGGGGGAUAAAAGUGUAGUUCAAAUCGUCGACUCGCCGGUAUUGAGGCUGCAAGGGCUAUAUAAGGCAAGUGAACCGUUGAACGGAACCGAAUAUGUGAGAAAACGGGUUGAAAAUUACCAUAAUCGAAAUGACUAUCCCAAACAGGCGAAUGUGAAGUUUAAGGUGGGCCUGUACGAAGUUGUCGACGGGUUCGAUUAGUGCUGUCCAGCUCAGAAUGCUGUGGUUUUUGAGCGGUUUUCCAAUGCUAUAUUAUUUAUGUUUACUGAGUCCGAAUUCCAUAUUGCCUUUCGGAAAAGUUUGUAUAGUAACAUGGGUGUUGAUAGUGUCAUGAAU
Messenger RNA from Yamadazyma tenuis ATCC 10573, 1200 nucleotides. Its product is annotated as 2OG-Fe(II) oxygenase superfamily protein. Gene Ontology annotation, molecular function: 2-oxoglutarate-dependent dioxygenase activity. The record is from RefSeq and is a predicted model, not a curated record. NCBI's taxonomy places the organism in Eukaryota, Fungi, Ascomycota, Pichiomycetes, Serinales, Debaryomycetaceae.